UCCGGGGUACCAAACGGUGCCGUACUAUUAUCAUUGAGUGGCUUAUCUAACGGAGGGGGUGAUAAAAUUUCGUUUCGAUUGUCGAGAUUCGGUCUCAGACAUUUAUUUAUUUGGUGAUUUACCGGUGGUGAGUUUUGUUGGAAACAUGAUGCAAAAGUGAGGGGCCGAAGACUAAGAUGAAAUUCCACCAUUACUUCCGGAUCACACAGUAUGCGAGGUCUCAGAUCCGCCCUGAGGGCGGUCAGCAAAACAAUAAAGAGGGCGUCCCGAUACAGAUGCUCAUUUCGCAAUCUUUUGAUUGCGGUCGCCUGGGAUAUGUGUUGAUGGGCAUUUUCACGCUGGUCAUCGGUAUUAUCUUGUCCUCGGUGCCGUGGGUCGAUUACGUCAUACUACAGAACCUGAAAUUGUGGAACGGCUCGCUCAGCUUCCAGUAUUGGCAGAAACCGGGCGUGAUACGACUGACGAAGGUUUACAUUUUUAACGUGACCAAUCCGGACACCUUUUUGAACGAUGGUGAAAAGCCCAGACUGCAGGAAAUUGGACCCUUUGUUUACAGGGAGGAGAUGGAAAAGGUGAACAUCAAAUUCCACGACAACGGCACUCUGACCUACCAGCACAAGAAAAUCCUCCAGUUCGUGCCAGAACUGUCCGUCAACAAAGACCAGAAAAUAACAGUGCCGAACAUCCCCCUCUUAACUCUAUCCACUUAUUCGAAUACACUUGGUUACUUCAUUCAAAAGACAAUAUCAGUUUUAUUGAGUCUCGGAAAGUUCAAACCGUUCGUCACAAUCACGGCGGACGAAUUGGUUUUCGGGUACGAAGACAAGUUGGUGGCCCUAGCCCACCAGUUCUACCCGAAACGCAAACGUCCCAUGUCCAAAAUGGGGCUGUUAAUCAACAGAAACGGCACGUUGAACGAAGUACACACGAUUCACACCGGAAUGAAAGGAAUGCACGAGUUUGGACUGUUGGACCGCCUCAAUGGGGACACGAAACUGCCCUAUUGGAAUGACGCGCCGUGCAACGCCUUGCAGGCGAGUGAGGGCUCGUUUUUCCCACCCAGAUACUUCACUAAAAAAGACCUGUUGCAUAUUUACGACAAGGAUUUGUGCAGGAUUAUGCCGCUGCAAUACAGAGGACCGAUGACCAAGCAUGGUAUAUCCGUUGACAUGUACACACCACCUGAUACCAUGUUUGAAAGCGUCGACAAGUACCCUGACAACAAAUGCUAUUGUCCUGGCAAUGAGUUUUGCCCUCCAAAAGGGCUGCAGAACAUUUCUCCCUGCCAAUUUGAUGCUCCCGUUUAUUUAUCCUUCCCACACUUCUUGGAUGCUGAUCCGGAACUCCUCAGUGGUUUCCAAGGCCUUAACCCUCAGAGGGAGAAACACCAGUCGUAUUUUAAAAUACAACCAAAACUUGGAGUACCAAUUGAAGGCAAGGUACGUGCCCAACUCAACCUCAAGGUAGACCAGGCACCUUACGUGUCAGCCGUCCAGAACUUUCCCAGCAUAAUCUUCCCCAUCAUGUGGGUGGAGGAGGGUAUCGAUGAUGUGACGCCAGCAAUAAGACGCUGGAUGUACCUGGCAACGACGUUCGCAGACGUGGCCUGCCCACUGAUGACCUACGGCUUCAUAUUCCUGGGCAGCUGCGUUCUAAUAGGCGUCUUCAUCAACACAUACAAAUCGCUGGUGUUCACCAAAGAGACAAUAGAAGUGGGUAUGAGGAGGCUGAGACGGGGCAGUCUGUACAUCUCGCAGCCGCAGCUGAACAGGAUGAUCGGCAGGCGGGACACAUACACGCUGUUGGACCUGCGGGAGGAAAUCGAAGUCUGAUUGUGUGACGGUGCAAUUUUUUUUAGUGUUAUAAUUCAUCCCCUCAUCAUAUAGUUGACUUAAUGAAUUUUAGACUAGUCAAGUUGCUGAUGAACGAGUUCAUAAACGUGCGUCGGUUGAUCGGAUUCGUUGGAUCAUCGGUUUAGACAUCCAAUUUUGUUUUGUUUUGUUUUAUUGCGACUGAUUCCGUUAACCCUGAUAAUGGUACUACAUUGUAGAUUGUUACGAAUUGCGCGAAAAAUUGCUCAGCUAGAUUUUAUGGUAUUUUGUAUAUAUUUUUCUAAUAAACGUAUUUUUAAAA
Molecule: messenger RNA, 2133 nt
Organism: Aethina tumida (small hive beetle)
Lineage: Eukaryota; Metazoa; Arthropoda; Insecta; Coleoptera; Nitidulidae
Product: scavenger receptor class B member 1
Exons: 9
Coding region: 177-1832 (551 amino acids)
Cellular component (GO): cytoplasm; membrane
Molecular function (GO): scavenger receptor activity
Source: RefSeq, a predicted model, not a curated record